AUGUUUCUGUCAACAGCGCCAUACCCCAUUACUGAAGAAAAUAAUAGCAGCCAUGAGAAGUACGGUGCUGGUGGCGAGGAGGAUCUGGUGAUAGGCACCGUUGAAAACAUAUUCGCAUUUCUCGGUACCGCCAUAGAGUUCGCGUGCAACUUCCUCGCUACACUUGACAGAGACAAAGGCACCUGCGCGAGUGCGGAUCAUGAUAUCCCCAUCGACUACCUUGCCGGUGGCGUUGCGGACUGA
This is a messenger RNA of Penicillium angulare, 243 nucleotides long. RefSeq lists its product as uncharacterized. Bases 1 to 243 code for a protein of 80 amino acids. The record is from RefSeq and is a predicted model, not a curated record. NCBI's taxonomy places the organism in Eukaryota, Fungi, Ascomycota, Eurotiomycetes, Eurotiales, Aspergillaceae. The transcript is spliced from 2 exons.